AUGUCUCUUCUCGAUCGAGGCAGCGGGACUUCCCGCUGGGAGUGGAAAUAUUGUACGGGGAAACUAAGGCUCUCCCAAAGCCUGCCGAGCUGCACUCCGAGUUGGGGAAGGCUCGAGGUGUUGCUCCUGCUAAGUUCUUGCUUGGCUUUGGCUCCAGCUCCUGCUCCCGCUCCCGCUCCAGCUCCAGCAGCUGGCCAGCUACGCUACUCGGUACCCGAGGAACUGGAGCACGGAGCCUUUGUGGCCAACAUCGCUGAGGACCUAGGUCUGGAUGUAUCUGAAUUAUCAGCCAGGAGGUUUCGUAUUGCAUCCCGGGCAGGGAGUAAGCAGCACCUGGAGGUGAAUCUGGAAAAUGGGAUCCUCUUUGUUAACGAGAAAAUAGAUCGGGAAGAGGUGUGUGAGGGCAGCAGGGCCUGCCUCCUGCACUUGCAGCUGGUCAUUGAGAGCCCCCUUGAGCUCUACCGCAUCGAGGUGGAGGUGCUGGACAUCAACGACAAUGCACCCAGGUUCCCUUGGCAAGAAUAUGUGCUGGAAGUGACAGAAUCAGCGCUACCUGGGGCCCGCUUUCCUCUGGAGAGUGCACAGGAUCCCGACGUGGGCAUAAACUCCCUGCGUACCUACAGACUCAGCCCUAAUGGCUUUUUCUCACUGGAGGUGCAGACUCGCAGCGACGGCAGCAAGUUUGCAGAGCUGGUGCUGGAGAGAAGUCUGGACCGAGAGCAGCAGCGCAGCCACCGGGUCCUGCUCACAGCUUUGGAUGGUGGUAUCCCAGAGCGGUCAGGCACGGCUAGAGUUGUGAUCAUGGUGUUGGAUGCCAACGACAAUGUGCCAGUCUUUGAUCAGUCCACUUACAGCGUAAGCCUGCCGGAGGAUGCACCCAAGGGGACUCUGGCCAUCAAGCUCAACGCUACGGACUUGGAUGAAGGCACCAAUGGUGAAAUUGAGUAUUCAUUCAGCGGGCACGCUCCACCAGGUGUGCGUGAGCUUUUCAGUGUGGAGCCCCACACUGGGCAGGUGCGCUUGAAGGGCCAACUGGACUAUGAGCGAGCUGACCUCCAUGAGCUAUACGUGCAGGCCAAGGACCGGGGUCCCUCUGCAGUCGCCAUCCACUGCCGGGUGCUGGUGCAUCUCCUGGACGUCAAUGAUAACGCACCGGAGGUGACCCUCACCUCAGUCUCCACACCGGUCCUGGAAGACGCACCUCCAGGCACAGUCAUAGCUGUAAUCAGCGUACUGGAUAGAGAUUCAGGAGACAACGGCAAGGUGAGCUGCGAAAUCCCGACCGAUAUACCCUUCCAGCUUCAGUCGUCUUUCCACAACUAUUACGCACUAGUAACUACUGCACCACUCGACCGGGAGGCUGUGCCCGAGUAUAACGUCAGCAUCACCGCUCAGGAUCUGGGGUCUCCAGCGCUGACCACCAGGAAGACCCUGACGGUCCAGGUGUCCGAUAUCAACGACAACGCGCCCCGCUUCCUGCAACCCUCCUACAGCGUCUACGUGACUGAGAACAACGCUCCGGGGGCGUCGAUCUGCUCUGUCAGCGCGCUGGACCCGGACUGUCAACAGAACGCUUACUUAUCCUACUCCAUCGCGGACGGCCAGAUUCAGGGCAUGCCCGUAGCCACCUACGUCUCCAUCAACUCGGACAGCGGACACAUGUAUGCUCUGCGCUCCCUGGACUACGAGCAGAUUCGCAACUUCCAGAUCCAAGUCGUGGCUCAGGACGCCGGCUUCCCGCCGCUGAGCGGAAACGCCACCGUCCACAUCUUCGUGCUGGACCAGAACGACAACGCGCCCCUGGUCGUGGCUCCCGUGCCCCGCAAUGGCUCAGUGGCUGUGGAGGUGGUGCCUCGCUCAGCAGAGCCCGGCUACUUGGUGGGGAAAGUCUCUGCAGUGGACGCCGAUGCAGGGCAGAACUCGCGGCUUUCCUACCGGAUCAUCCAGGCCACCGAUGCCAGCCUCUUCAGCGUGGCCCUCUACACGGGCGAGAUCCGCACCGUCCGCGCCUUCCUGGCCAAAGACGCCCCGAAGCACCGUCUUCUCGUCCAGGUGCGGGACAACGGGCAGCCCCCGCUCUCGGCUUCCGUGGCCCUGUUGCUCUCGGUGGUGGACAGCGUGCCGGAGGUGCUCUCGGACUUCCGCGAGCUUCCUCCCAGAGGCGAGACCGCUUCUUCCAGGCUUACCCUCUACCUGAUCGCCUCGCUGGGCUCCGUCUCCUUCACUUUCCUGGUGGCCAUCGUAAUCCUCACGGUGGUCAAGUGCCCCAAGGAGCGGCUGACCUUCCCCAACUACGCCUGCUCGCAGCUGCCUUGUGGCGGGGAGGGCGGCGGCUCCGCUGCCUUCUGCUGCUGCUGCGGCGGCAACGGCGGAACCAGCGCAGGCCCUCCCGCCUAUUGCUACAAAGUCUGCCUGAGCCCUGAAUCGGCCAAGAGCGACUUCAUGUUCCUGAAAGCCUGCAGUCCCGCCCCUCCGAGGAAUAACGAAGCGGGCCCUCAGAGCAUGCCGCCGGGCCCCGGCCCGAAAACCCGAGGGGCCAAUAACUCUCGGCAGCUCGCCGACCAGGUAAAACAGGCCAAUGCAGACUGGCUGCCAUCAAAACAACCAAUACUGAAGAGUUCACAGAGCCUAGAGGAUGUAGGAAAAGUUUGGAAAGGAGUUCAGAAAGACCAUGAUAGGUUGUGCACUUUGGUCACUCCAGUAUCUGAGCAUAAGAAGGCGCCUGGGCCCCCUAACAGCAUCCGGACCCCUCCAUAUGCACCCCUAUAUUUGCAACAUAUUUCUCCUCUGGAUUAUCAACACAAUGUGUAUAUUCCAGGAACCCCAACAACGCCUGCCAAUAAGGAUGGCCCAGUCUUUCUGGAGCAGGAGGCUAAGAACAGCUUCUCCACAUUUGGAAAGAGGAAGAAAAUGACCAACUAUUCUGAUAAACAUGACAGCAUGGUUAUUAACAAUAACCUGAAAUAA
Python bivittatus (Burmese python) is the source of this 2967-nucleotide messenger RNA. The record is from RefSeq and is a predicted model, not a curated record. Lineage: Eukaryota; Metazoa; Chordata; Lepidosauria; Squamata; Pythonidae.